Molecule: messenger RNA, 5867 nt
Organism: Lineus longissimus
Lineage: Eukaryota; Metazoa; Nemertea; Pilidiophora; Heteronemertea; Lineidae
Product: low-density lipoprotein receptor-related protein 6-like
Exons: 13
Coding region: 83-5038 (1651 amino acids)
Biological process (GO): receptor-mediated endocytosis involved in cholesterol transport; canonical Wnt signaling pathway; chemical synaptic transmission
Molecular function (GO): Wnt-protein binding; Wnt receptor activity
Source: RefSeq, a predicted model, not a curated record
UGAAGAAACUUCGUGGAGAAAAUUAUCAAUUUGAUUUCGAGAUUUCAUGGCUAUUCCCAAUGAUUUGGCAGUUGACUGAUGCAUGGCAGGGCAGGGUAUUGCCAUCAGAAUUUCCUGGCAAACCGUCAGGAUGAGGAGUUUUUUCUGUCUCUGUGUGUUUUACGUUCUUUGGCCGGCUUCUGUGACAGGUGGUCCCCUGUUGUUGUAUGCCAACCGGCGAGAUAUCUGCCUCGUCGACGCCAGCAAUCCACGCAACAACUCCACUGUCAUCAUCAGCGGGCUUGACGAUGCCGCCGCAGUUGAUUAUUACUACAACGAAUAUUCCGUAUUUUGGACUGACGUCAGUUUGGAGGUGAUAAAGCGGACCUAUAUCAAUGGGUCCCAUGUUAGCGUAGACGUCGUGACGACGGGUUUGGUGUCGCCCGAUGGACUGGCUUGUGAUUGGUUGGGGAAGAAGCUGUAUUGGACGGAUUCGGAAACGAAUCGCAUCGAAGUGAGCAAUCUGGAUGGUAUGUUCCGCAAGGUGCUAUUCUGGCAGGACCUCGAUCAGCCCCGGGCCAUUGCGCUGGAUCCAUUGAAUGGGUAUAUGUACUGGACAGACUGGGGUGAGACACCAAAGAUAGAACGUGCCGGCAUGAACGGCGACCCGAAGAGUCGCUCCGUCAUCAUCGACAAGAACAUCUAUUGGCCGAACGGGUUGACCCUCGACUACAGCGCGUCAAAGAUCUUCUGGGCCGAUGCGAAGUUGAGCUUCAUCCACAGUUGUAACUUUGACGGCACGGAGAGACGCGUCGUCGUGGAGGGGGCGCUACCGCAUCCGUUCGCGUUGACGCUGUUUCAGAACACGCUAUUCUGGACGGACUGGCAGACGCAGUCGAUUCAUUCGUGCAACAAGGAGACUGGCGGCGACCGUAAGGUCAUCCACAGUGAGAUCUACUCGCCGAUGGAUAUCCACGCGUUUACGGAGCAGCGCCAACCAACAGGUGUGAACCCGUGUGGAGAAUCCAACGGUGGUUGCUCGCACCUCUGCCUGAUGUCGCCACUCCCUCCCUUCUUCUCCUGCGCCUGUCCGACAGGCGUGCGCCUGCUCAGUGAUGGGAAGAAAUGUGCUGACGGUGCUGAGGAGAUCUUGCUUCUGGCACGACGUACCGAUCUCCGUCGAAUCUCCCUCGACACCCCUGACUACACUGAUGUCGUACUCCAACUGGAGGACAUCCAGCACGCCAUCGCAAUCGAUUACGAUCCCGUCGACGGUUACGUCUAUUGGACCGACGAUGAAAAACGCACGAUCCGGCGGGCAUUACUAGACGGUACGGGUCAAGAUGUCGUCGUAACAACCGAGGUUGACCACCCCGACGGUUUGGCUGUCGAUUGGAUUGCUCGAAAUCUGUACUGGACGGACACCGGGACGGACAGAAUUGAGGUCGCGCGGUUAAAUGGGACGUCACGGAAGGUGCUGAUAUCGGAAGACUUGGAUGAGCCGCGGGCGAUCGUUCUCGAUCCUGUUGGAGGGUUUAUGUACUGGACGGACUGGGGCAAAGUCCCGAAGAUCGAACGCGCUGCGCUCGAUGGUUCCGACCGCUUGGUUCUCAUCAACACGUCCUUGGGGUGGCCGAACGGUAUCGCCAUCGACUUGGUAUCGAGGAAUAUUUACUGGGGCGAUGCGAAGACGGAUAAGAUCGAGGUGGCAAAUAUGGAUGGGACGGGAAGGAGGGUGUUGGUGUCGGAUCAACUGCCGCACAUCUUUGGCUUCAGUUUGCUGGGUGACUAUAUCUACUGGACCGACUGGCAGCGCCGCUCAAUCGAGCGUGUGAAUAAGAAAAAUGGCCGUCUACGAGAGACGAUCAUCGACCAGCUGCCUGAUUUGAUGGGACUGAAGGCGGUCAAUGUCCAUAAGGAGGAUGGUACUAAUCCCUGUGCGGAAAAUAACGGCGAAUGUAGCCAUCUUUGUUUGAAUCGGCCGCUAAAGGGACCGAUCUGCGCCUGUCCAAUGGGCCUCGAGCUCCUAGCCAAUCAGAAAACCUGCAUCGUUCCCGAGGCUUUUCUGCUAUUCUCGCAACGCUCAGAUAUCCGUCGUAUCUCGCUGGAGACGAAUCAUAACGAUGUGGUCAUCCCGCUGUCUGGCGUCAAGGAAGCGAGCGCCCUGGAUUUUGAUAUCAACGAUAAUCGGAUUUAUUGGACGGAUAUCACGUUAAAGAGUAUUAGCCGAGCUUUCAUGAAUGGUAGCGCAAUGGAGCACAUUGUUGAGUUUGGGUUGGAAUAUCCCGAGGCCAUGGCGGUCGAUUGGGUAUCACGGAACAUCUAUUGGGCGGAUGCGGGCACGAAUAGAAUCGAAAUGGCCCGUUUGGACGGAUCGUCCAGAAAAGUCUUGAUAUGGCAGGAUAUAGAGAAUCCUCGUGCGUUGGCAUUAGAUCCGCCGGAUGGUCACAUGUAUUGGACGGACUGGGGAACGAAUCCGAAAAUCCACCGCGCGGCUCUGGAUGGGACGCACCGUGCUGUGUUGGUUGGCGAGGACGGGAAGUUGGGACGUACGCACGGUCUGACCGUCGAUUACGCUGAUCGGAGACUUUAUUGGGCCGAUCUGGACUUCAAUGGAAUCGAAUCGUCAGAUAUGGAUGGGACGAACCGACGUAAGGUGGCCCAGUCCCUGCCUCAUCCCUUCGGCCUGACGCAGUACCAGGACUAUAUCUACUGGACCGACUGGAACACACGCAGCAUCGAACGCGCAAACAAGACCAACGGAUUGAAUCGAACCAGGAUCCAAGGUCACCUUGAUUACGUCAUGGAUAUCUUGGUGUUCCACGCGUCGCGUCAGUCCGGUUGGAACACGUGCGGCGUCAAUAACGGCGGCUGCUCCCACCUCUGCUUGGCGCAUUCCUGGGAGUACAACUCGACAUAUCCGCAUCAUUGUGAUUGCCCAACGCAUUAUUCCCUCAAUGCCGAUAACAGGACUUGCAGUCCUCCUGAUUCCUUCCUGUUGUUUAGUCAACGUAACCUGAUCAACCGUAUGGUCCGCGAUCUCGACAACUCACCAGAUAUCGUCCUGCCGAUUCACGGACUUCGCAAUGUCAAGGCCAUUGAUUACGAUCCUGUCGACAGGUUCAUGUACUGGAUUGAUGGACGAACGAAAACCAUCAAGAGGGCGCAGGAUAAUGGAAGUGAUGCAUCAACGCUUGUACCCAACCCACAAGACCUUCAUCAGCCAUACCACAUCGCCCUGGACCCUUACUGCCGACACAUCUACUGGACCUGUGCGCAGAAUAAUGUGAUCAACGUCACGAGGCUCGACAUGACGUCAGUCGGCGUAGUGGUUGAGGGCAAGAACCAGAAGCCACGUGCAAUCAUCCUUCAUCCUCUGAAAGGACUGAUGUUUUGGAGUAACGAGGUCAACCCACCUCGCAUCGAACGUGCAACAUUGGACGGCAAAUCCAUCACGACGAUUAUCAGUACGAAUCUUGCAAAGCCUGGCGCGCUCGCAUUGGACAUGGAACUCGGUCAUCUUUACUGGACGGAUGUUGAACUUCAUCGGGUCGAAUUCUCCGACCUUCUCGGCCAGAAUCGUAAAGUUCUCGUGAAUACGCAAGUUUUGAAUCCGAUCGGGAUUACGGUGUACGGCGAUUUCUUGUAUUGGAUCGACAAGGAUCAACAGUUGAUCGAACGUGUGGAUAAAAUAACGGGCCGUCGCCGAUCGCACGUCCAGGGACGUGUUUCGCAUAUAAGUGAUAUUCAUAGCGUUGAGGGAAUGACAAUCGAUAGCAUCAAAAGCCACCCCUGUGUUCCGAAUAAUGGUGGCUGUACGCAUAUAUGCGUCUUGAAAAAAGACGGUACAACGAAGUGUUCGUGUCCGGUGAAUUUAGUGCUGUCGUCUGACGGGGUGACGUGUACGGAGCCCCCAACUUGUGCGCCGGAUAUGUUUACUUGUGAGAGCGGUAGUAUUGACUGCAUACCGAUGGUAUGGCGCUGUGACGGUCUGGCCGAGUGUGAAGAUUCGUCAGACGAGAUUAAGUGCCCCGAAUGUCUGAAUGGGCAGUUCCGUUGUAAGAAUGGCCAGUGUAUUGACAUGAAGUAUAAGUGUAACAGUUCACCGCAGUGCACGGACGGUAGUGAUGAAGACUUGUGUUGCGCCGCGGACGAAUUCCAGUGCAAAAAUUAUCAGUGUGUGAAAAAACAGGACUUUUGUGAUGGCAUUUAUGACUGCCAAGAUGGCUCAGAUGAGAAGAUGUGCUGCGGGCAGCGCCAGUAUCAAUGUCAUAAUUACGAUUGUAUUAGCGCGAGCAAGCGCUGUGACAGUUUUCGCGAUUGUAACGACGGGACGGAUGAGUUACUGUGUCCGUCGGUUGUGGCGAGUCCGCAUCAGAACACUCAUACGAAUCCCGCGCCAUAUGUGGUGGCGGUCGUGGUGGCACUAGUCGUCAUUAUUGUCGUCAUCGUACUCUUCGUUUAUACGUAUCGCAAAAAGACAAGUUAUGAGCACGCCGGUGAUAUUAUCAUGACAAAACCGUUAAAUCCUUUAUCGGGACAUAGCACACCACCACAUACAUUAACAAUGUCGCGCGGGAAAUCGCAUACGACGUCAUUGUCAGUCAGUACGGCCCCGACGGGGCCGUCGAACUAUGAUCGCAAUCACGUGACGGGGGCGUCGUCGUCGUCGUCGAGCGCGACGCGCUACCCGCAAGAAACAUUAAACCCACCGCCGAGUCCGGUGACGGACCGGUCGCAGUGCGCCGACCUGUAUUACUCAUCAAACAGUCCUUCCACGGUGCGUUCGUACCGGCCGUACAAGCACCGGCACAUUCCCCCGCCACCCACGACGCCGUGUAGCACCGACGUUUGCGAGGACAGUGAGCCGUACCAGUCAAAAAAAUAUUAUCGUUCAUUAGCAGACUUUUACGACUCGGACCCAUACCCACCGCCACCGACACCUAGGAGCCAUUAUUUAUCGGACGAAAUGAGUUGUCCGCCGUCCCCGUCAACUGAGAGAAGCUUUUUCAAUCCAUAUCCCCCACCCCCAUCACCGGUGGGCACGUCAGAUUGCUGAACGAAUGUCUGCCGUCACCAAUGGGCAUGGUGGAUUGCUAAACCAUGAAUAGUAAUGUUUGCCGUCACCAAUGGGCAUGGUGGAUUGCUAAACCAUGAAUAGUGAUGUUUGCCGUCACCAAUGGGCAUGGUGGAUUGCUAAACCAUGAAUAGUAAUGUUUUCCGUCACCAAUGGGCAUGGUGGAUUGCUGAACCAUGAAUAGUGAUGUUUGCCGUCACCAAUGGGCAUGGUGGAUUGCUUAACCAUGAAGAGUAAUGUUUGCCGUCACCAAUGGGCAUGGUGGAUUGCUAAACCAUGAAUAGUGAUGUUUGCCGUCACCAAUGGGCAUGGUGGAUUGCUUAACCAUGAAUAGUGAUGUCUGCCGUCACCAAUGGGCAUGGUGGAUUGCUUAACCAUGAAUAGUGAUGUUUGCCGUCACCAUUGGGCAUGGUGGAUUGCUAAACCAUGAAUAGUAAUGUUUGCCGUCACCAAUGGGCAUGGUGGAUUGCUAAACCAUGAAUAGUGAUGUUUGCCGUCACCAAUGGGCAUGGUGGAUUGCUAAACCAUGAAUAGUGAUGUUGGCCAUCACCAAUGGGCAUGGUGGAUUGCUAAACCAUGAAUAGUGAUGUUUGCCGUCACCAAUGGGCAUGGUGGAUUGCUAAACCAUGAAUAGUGAUGUCUGCCGUCACCAAUGGGCAUGGUGGAUUGCUAAACCAUGAAUAGUGAUGUCUGCCGUCACCAAUGGGCAUGGUGGAUUGCUAAACCAUGAAUAGUGAUGUCUGCCGUCACCAAUGGGCAUGGUGGAUUGCUAAACCAUGAAUAGUGAUGUUUGCCAUCACCAAUGGGCAUG